Messenger RNA from Prorocentrum cordatum, 2343 nucleotides. The record is from the annotation of a GenBank genome assembly. NCBI's taxonomy places the organism in Eukaryota, Dinophyceae, Prorocentrales, Prorocentraceae.
UCAAGCAAGCAUUCUGGCCCCUCGUUCUCCCAUGCUCAGCGCGCUGGCCCCGUACUUGGGCUACGCAUCCCAGGUCUCGAUCGCGUGGCUGAAUCGGUGCCCCGCCGCGCCGGCCUGCCCAGCCUGUUCGUGUGGGGCGUGCCCUGCGUGCCCGCCCAUCCCGGCGUGCCCAGGCGCGCCGUCGCCGGUCUGCCCGGCGGAGCCGCCUGGGGCGGCCGAGAGCCCGCCGGUGGCUGGACUGGGGUCGCUCUGGUCGGCACUCGUGUGUGUGGCUCUCGUCGGUGGCUGCCUGCUCGGUGGGGCCGUCGGAGCCUGCCUGCCCGCCCUGAUCCGUGCGCGGUCGCGCGGCAGCGGCGUGGGGACGUGGGCCGAGCGUCACCAUGGCGGCUCAUCAACUGCGCCCAUGGGCAUGGGUAUUGUACGCCGGCGUGCUGCUCUGGCACCAGCGGAGAAUGCUGGGUCGCUCGAAGCCAUCGGCGACUCGACCGACUGAAUCCUCUCACCUGCCGAUCACGACAAUUCACCGUGGCGUAUACGACGGGCUGUACGACGGCUCCAGCGUGGGCAUCCAGGGCGUUUGGUGUGCGGCUACGCGGGCGAUCCCGCCUGGCGUGAGUCGUGCUCAGACUCACCGCUUUAGGCGAGAGCCGACGGCGGUCGAGAGGGUGGCUUUCAGUGCCGCGGCCGAGCAGGUGUGCCGGGACAUCCACGCCGCCGGAGCUGCGGCAGCCGGCGUGGCCUUCGUGUCGCACCCCCUGGGGCGCCUCGAGCCGUUGGCGGAGUUCAUGCCGCCCGCUGGCCCAGGUGCAGGUGCUGCCGCCGGCGAGCUACUGGCCGCUGGGCCGAUGGCUGGCGCUGCUCGCCCGGGGGGAAGGCCUGUCGUGGCGGGCGCUGUGACGGCCGCUGGCCCUGCGGCCGCAACGACCCCCUUCGACGCUGCUGCCGAGGCCGCGUCAGAUAAGUGGGUCACGAUCGAGAGCACAUCCCUCGACCUCCUUGGCGUCGUGGUUCAGCUCCCCGUGAAUGCUCAGACCGCCAGGGACGUGGUAGUCUUCACCCCUCCUGGUUGUGGUGCCGUCGCCAUGCGCGACCUCCGUGACCUUGACGAGAAGGUCCUCAGAGUCCCUGGAGCUGUGCACGAUCCCCGGGGCCUGCAGCAGGCUCAUCACUUUGGCCCUCGUCACCGUCGUGGUUAUGCUGAGGCGGUCCGCGACAUGUCCGAGUGGUGUGUGAGCGAUGGGACGGUGCCUUACCCCGGGACCGUCCCCUGGUGCGCCCAAUGGGUGGGGCGCCGGCCCAGCACGUCUGUGUCGCACCUCCGCUGGUUCACCUCGACGUUCAGCUCGAAGACCGACCAGUGGGGCGAUGAGGCUCAGGAGACGGCGCUCAGGGCCCUCGAGGAGCGUCUGGGCUUCGACGGGACCGAUCCGCCCAACUUGGCUGGCGCCGAGAUCAUCAUGAGACAGGCGCAGCUCAAGGAAUGCGUCUACUGGAUGGACUCUCUUGCGGUGUCGGUCACGGACAAGAAUGCUGGUAAGCCCGUGAUCUCAUUCAGCGGCCUCGUGAUUGCGUCGGGGAUCUUCUCAGGCCUCAGCACGGACACGGGCGCAUCUCUGGCGUGCCCAUCUCUCCUGGAUCACGUCGCCGCCGAGGCUCAGAGGGACAUAGCGAUCUUGAGUCAUGUGAAGAAGGCCUAUGAGGAGCGGGCUGCGCUCCUCUAGAAGCAACGACGCCAGAUUUCAUCGACCCAGGACCCCCCCCCGGCCUGGGUCGGUACGCGAAGGGGGGGCCCUCCACGCCUGAGGAUCGUGCGCGCGAUCUCUUGCCUUUGCCUCUCCCUCCUCUUUCUCCUCCUUCGAGGGGCACCUCAUCAGCUUUUUCCAGGGCCACUCGUCGUCGUCUCGAGCGAGCGGGUCAUAGUGACCGGCUCGUCCGGGACAUCGCCCAGUGUUUGAAUGAACUCUUUCAGGGGCCCCCGGGCUCGACGGCGCGGGGGCCUUGCGAGAGCUCUGCGCCCGGCGCUCCUACGAUGGUGAGCUCGCCACCGUUGCGCCGAUCAGCCCAGCAUCUGUCUGCCUCCUGGACCUCCCUGCCCCGGGCAGUUCCCCAUCGUCCCUUGGAGCUGUUGGGUGGUCCGGAGGGUGAAAUUUUGGCUGAUAAAGUUUGCUCGAAACUUCUUCCUGAGUCCCUGGCUGCCGAGAGGCUUCAACAGGAGGCUCCCGCUAGAGCGUAUACAGAUCCAGCACUUCGGCGUUCUCCCCGCCUGUAUGCGUCUGUUUUAAACCGCUUGAGCGAAGCCGGUCUGAUUGAAUGGAGGCUAGGGUGCAGGGAGUCUGUGGGGGU